CUCACCUCUCCAGGUUUCUGUGGUCGAAUUUCUAGUCGCUCUUCGGCUUCAUCUUCCCUGCCUUAUUGACAAUCAUCGUGUAACUCGAUUACGAUAGCAUGGCGGACAGGGUGGAAACGUGUCGAGCGGCCUUGGAGAGCUGUCCGCUCGGUCAUUGUGAUCGACCAACGAUUCUCAACAAUCUUGGCCUCAGCCUUCAUGACAGAUUCACGCAGCGGGGUGUCCCGUCUGACCUUGACGAGGCCAUUGAGCUCUUUCGGGCUGCACUACUCAUCUGCCCCCCUGGUCAUUCUGGUCGACCAACGAUUCUCAGCAAUCUUAGCAUCAGCCUUUGUGACAGAUUCACGCAGCAGAGCCUCCCGUCUGACCUCGACGAGGUCAUCGAGCUCCAACGGGCCACACUACUCAUCUACCCCCCCGGUCAUUCUGAUAGACCAACGUCUCUCAAUGAACUUGGCACAAUCCUUUAUAAGAGAUUCAAGCAGCGGGGCACCCUGUCUGACCUUGACGAGGCCAUUGAGCUCUUUCGGGCUGCACUACUCAUCUGCCCUCCCGGUCAUUCUGAUAGACCAACGUCUCUCAACAAUCUUAGCAUCAGCCUUUAUGACAGAUUCACGCACCGGGGCCUCCCAUCUGACCUCGACGAGACCAUCGAGCUCCAGCGAGCUGCACUACUCAUCUGUCCCCCCGGUCAUUCUGAUAGACCAACGUCUCUCAACAAUCUUGGCACGAGCCUUUAUAACAGAUUCAAGCAGCGGGGCCUCCUGUCCGACCUCGACGAGGCCGUCGAGCUCUUUCGGGCCACACUACUCAUCUGCCCUCCCGAUAAUUCUCUUCGACCAACGAUUCUCAACAAUCUUGGCCUCAGCCUUCAUGACAAAUUCACGCAGCGGGGUGUCCCGUCUGACCUUGAUGAGGCCAUCGAGCUCCUACGAGCCACACUACUCAUUUGUCCUCCCGGUCAUUCUCUUCGACCAACGUCUCUUAACAAUCUUGGCCUCAGCCUUCAUCACAGAUUCACGCAGCGGGGUGUCCCAUCUGACCUUGACGAGGCCAUCGAGCUCCAACGGACCACACUACUCAUCUGUCCUCCCGGCCAUUUUGGUCGACCAAAGUCUCUCAACAAUCUUGGCCUCAGCCUUUAUGACAGAUUCAAGCAGCGGGGUGUCCCGUCUGACCUUGACGAGGCCAUCGAGCUCCAACGGGCUGCGCUACUCAUCUGCCCCCCCGGUCAUUCUGAUCGACCAACGAUUCUCAACAAUCUUAGCAUCAGCCUUUAUCACAGAUUCACGCAGCAGGGCCUCCCGUCUGACCUCGACGAGACCAUCGAGCUCCAGCGAGCUGCACUACUCAUCUGCCCCCCCGGUCAUUCUGAUAGACCAACAUCUCUCAACAAGCUUGGCAUACGCCUUUAUGACAGAUUUAAGCAGCGGGGCGCCCCGUCUGACCUUGACGAGGCCAUCGAGCUCCAACGGGAUGCACUACUCAUCUGCCCUCCCGGUCAUUCUCUUCGACCAACGUCCCUCAACAAUCUUGGCACGAGUCUUCAUGACAGAUUUAAACAGCGGGGUGCCCCGUCUGACCUUGACGAGGCCAUCGAGCUUUACCAGGCUGCACUACUCAUCUGCCCUCCCGGUCAUUCUCUUCGACCAACAUCUCUCAACAAUCUUGGCACGAGCCUUUAUGACAGGUUCAAGCAGCGGGGCCUCCUGUCCGACCUCGACGAGGCCAUCGAGCUCCAACACGCCACACUACUCAUCUGCCCUCCCGGUCAUUCUCUUCGACCAACGUCUCUUAACAAUCUUGCCAUGGGCCUUUAUGACAGAUUCAAGCAGCAGGGCAUCCCAUCUGACCUUGACGAGGCCAUCGAGCUCCAGCGAGCUGCACUACUCAUCUGCCCCCCCGGUCAUUCUGAUAGAUCAACAUCUCUCAACAAUCUUGGCACAAGCCUUCAUGACAGAUUCACGCAGCGGGGUGUCCCAUCUGACCUCGACGAGGCCAUCGAGCUCCAACGGGCCACACUACUCAUCUCCCCCCCCGGUCAUUCUGAUCGACCAGCGUCUCUUAACAAUCUUGGCAUGAGCCUGUAUGACAGAUUCAAGCAGCGGGGCGUCCCGUCUGACCUUGACGAGGCCAUCGAGCUCCAACGGGCUGCACUAAUCAUCUGCCCUACCGGUCAUUCUCUUCGACCAACGUCUCUCAACAAUCUUGGCCUCAGCCUUCAUGACAGAUUCACGCAGCGGGGUGUCCCGUCUGACCUCGACGAGGCCAUCGAGCUCCAACGGGCCACACUACUCAUCUGCCCUCCCGGUCAUUCUCUUCGACCAACGUCUCUUAACAAUCUUGCCAUUGGCCUGUAUGACAGAUUCAAGCAGCUGGGUGUCCCGUCUGAUCUCGACGAGGCCAUCGAGCUCCAACGGGCUGCACUACUCAUCUGCCCUCCCGGUCAUUCUCUUCGACCAACGUCUCUCAACAAUCUUGGCAUGCGCCUUUAUGACAGAUUCAAGCAGUGGGGCGUCCCGUCUGACCUUGACGAGGCCAUCGAGCUCCAACGGGCCACACUACUCAUCUGUCCUCCCGGCCAUUUUGGUCGACCAAAGUCUCUCAACAAUCUUGGCACGAGCCUUCAUGACAGAUUCAAGCAGCGGGGUGUCCCGUCUGACCUUGACGAGGCCAUCGAGCUCCAACUGGCUUUACUAUCCAUCUGCCCCCCCGGUCAUUCUGAUCGACCAAUGUCUCUUAACAAUCUUAGCAUCAGCCUUUAUGACAGAUUCAAGCAGCGGAGCCUCCCGUCUGACCUCGACGAGGUCAUCGAGCUCCAGCGAGCUGCGCUGCUCAUCUGCUUCCCCAGUCAUUCUCUUCGACCAACAUUUCUCAUCAAUCUUGGCACGAGCCUUUAUAACAGAUUCAUGCAGCGAGGUGUCCCUUCUGACCUUGACGAGGCCAUCGAGCUCCAUCGGGCUGCACUACUCCCUUAUCCCCCUGGUCAUUCUGAUCGAUCAUUGUCACUCAAAAAUCUUGCCCUCUGCCUUAAAACUAGAUUCGAGCAGCGGGGUGCCCCGUCUGACCUCGAUGAGGCAUUUAGGCUGUAUGCGCAACUCUCUCAUAUAUCUCAUGCAGUCUCUCGUAUGGAUCUUACUGCUGCCAAGUCAUGGGCCACCUCAGCCGAGGAGAUGAACCAUGACUCUGUCUUGGUUGCCUAUCAAACUGCAUUGAAAUUCCUAGACCAGCAUGUUACUAUAUUGUCAUCUUCUCCAAUCCAUUUUGAUAUUGUCAGGAUGGCCACUGCUUCCCUUGGAAUGGACGCUUUCUCGUGCAGUGUUCGUCAUGGCGCGCUCACAACUGCUGUGGAAAUGGUAGAGCAAGGCCGUGCAGUAUUCUGGACUCAUUUGGCACACUUCCGCACACCCCUCGAUGAACUCUCUAUGUCUGGUGACACCGGCGCAGCCUUGGCAGAAGAGCUCAAGCAGCUCAGUUUUCGUCUUCGUAACGCGUUUGACCAGUCUACUGAAGACCCGUCUCCGCAAAUCCAGCAAUUGACCAUGCAAUGGGAAGACGUCAUCUCACGCAUCCGCAUGCUGCCUGACUUUCCUCGAUUUCUCCUGCCCCCGCUGUUUUCUGACCUCCAGAAAUCCGCUGAAGAAGGCCCGGUUGUCAUCGUCAAUGCUAGUCAGUACAGCUGCGAUGCUUUGAUUAUCCUAAGUGGCCAAGAUCCUGUCCAUGUUCCACUUCGUAUUGCGCAGACCGAAGUCUCCGAAUUGUCUUCCGAGUUUCAGGCCCUUUCAGAACAAUUUGGUUCUUCUACUCAUCUAUACAAGCUCGUCGACAUCCUCCGGGAGCUUUGGCAUGAAGUGGUUGACUCUGUGGUCCAAGCUCUUAAAGAGUCAGGGGUUCGCCCUGGCUCACGUAUUUGGUGGUGUCCCACUGCUGAUUUUACGCUGCUUCCUCUACAUGCAGCAGGACCCUACGAGAAGAAGAAAGACAAUUUAUCAGACAUUUACAUCUCCUCUUACACCCCCACUUUGGCGACACUUGUUCGUGCAAGACAGCAGGUUUCUGGAGAUGUGUCCCCGCAACAUUUUGUUGCCGUUGGUCAAGGAAACCCGAAAGGGGCGAAGGCACUCAAAUAUGUCGCUCCCGAGUUAGCCGUAGUUGCUCAGCGUCUCGCGUCCGUUGUCUCGGUCACGUCACUCGCGGACGGCGAUGCGACAGUUGAAGGUGCACUCGAUGCACUAAAUCAUAAUCAGUGGCUCCAUCUAGCCUGCCACGGAAUGCCGAAUCGACAACAACCAUUUGAGUCUUCCUUUGCCAUGCACGACGGGCCUUUAAUGAUCAAGGAUGUCAUUCGAUCUAACUGGCAGAACCCUCAGUUUGCAUUCCUAUCGGCCUGCCAUACUACUGUGGGCAGUGAGAAGAGUCCCGACGAGUCGAUCCAUCUCGCUGCAGCCAUGCAAUUCUCCGGAUUUCGCAGUGUAAUAGGUUCCAUGUGGUCUGUCGACGACGAGGUUGCACGACAGGUUGUGUCCGCAUUUUAUCGCAACCUGGUCAGUGGGUCAGGGAGAUUGGACUGCACACGGGCUGCGGUGGCGUUGCACAAGGCUGUGAAAUCGUUACGCAAGAAGAUUCCGCUAGAACAGCAGAUCGUGUUUGUUCACAUAGGUGUCUAG
Suillus clintonianus is the source of this 4667-nucleotide messenger RNA. RefSeq names its product CHAT domain-containing protein. Gene Ontology annotation, molecular function: protein binding. The coding region runs from base 99 to 4667 and encodes 1522 amino acids. The record is from RefSeq and is a predicted model, not a curated record. The transcript is spliced from 2 exons. Lineage: Eukaryota; Fungi; Basidiomycota; Agaricomycetes; Boletales; Suillaceae.